Molecule: messenger RNA, 2205 nt
Organism: Beta vulgaris subsp. vulgaris (sugar beet)
Lineage: Eukaryota; Viridiplantae; Streptophyta; Magnoliopsida; Caryophyllales; Amaranthaceae
Product: probable L-gulonolactone oxidase 4
Exons: 5
Coding region: 69-1844 (591 amino acids)
Cellular component (GO): membrane
Molecular function (GO): D-arabinono-1,4-lactone oxidase activity; FAD binding
Source: RefSeq, a predicted model, not a curated record
CUUGUUCUAUACCUAAAAAUAAACCUAACCAUAUGUAUUUUACUAGAGGAGAAUCUUAUUGACAAAAAAUGGCUAUGUAUGUGUCAAAGUGUUGUUUUCUUCUUCUAGUUAGCUACUUUGUGCUUCAAUGGUGUUGUACCGUUACAUGUGAUUGUAUUCCUCCGGAGGAGCCAAUCAAAUGCUUCUCCGGCGACUCGAACUGCACCAUCACCAACUCACAAGGCGCGUUCCCUGAUCGGAGUGUCUGCCGGGCAGCUGAUGCUGUUUAUCCGACCACUGAAGCUGAGCUCAUUUCAGCUGUUGCUACUGCUACUAUGAAAAAGAGAAAGAUGAAGGUAGCAACCAGAUAUAGUCACAGUAUUCCCAAAUUGGUGUGCCCUGAUGGAGAAGACAGCCUACUCAUAAGCACAAAAAAGCUUAACAAUAUAGUGAAAGUGGACAAACAGGCUAAAGAAAUUACAGUACAAAGUGGCAUGACGCUGAAACAGCUGAUCAAGGAGGCGGCGAAAGCGAAGCUAGCGUUGCCUCAUACGCCCUACUGGUGGGGACUCACUGUUGGAGGGAUGCUCGGAACAGGUGCUCAUGGAAGUUCAUGGUGGCAGAAAGGAAGUGCAGUUCAUGACUAUGUUGUGGAGCUCAGGAUUAUUAGUCCAGGUCAGGCUAAAGAUGGUUACUAUAAGAAUCAAACUCUUAAGGAUGGCGAUACUGAUCUUGAUGCAGCCAAAGUCUCACUUGGUGUUCUUGGAGUCAUUUCUCAGGUAACAUUCAAAAUGGAGUCUCUCUUCAAGAGAUCAAUCACUUAUGGUGCAAAGGACAAUGACAAUGAUUUAGGAGAGCAAGCCUUAAAUUUUGGGAAUAAACAUGAAUUCGCAGACAUAACAUGGUAUCCAAGCCAGCGUCAAGUUUUAUAUAGGAUCGACGACAGAGUUCCCUCUACUACUCCUGGCAAUGGUGUUAAUCAUUUUUUACCCUUCCGUUCGAAUGCCGCAUCUGUCUUGAGAGCUAAUAGAAAAAUAGAGGAGUCUGCAGAAGCAUUUGGCUAUGCUGACUUAAAAUGCUUCUGGGGAAAUGCAAUAACAUCAACACUAGAGGCCAUAGCAUUUGGACUUACCAACAAUGGUAAAGUCUUUACGGGCUACCCUGUGAUCGGUUAUCAAAAUAAACUUCAAUCAGCAGGAGGAUGCAUUAACCAAGGUUCUUGUUUACUUAAAUCAUAUUGUGCAUGGGAUCCAAGAAUUAAUGGUCAAUUCUUCUUCAUUAGUGGAUUUAGUAUAGGUAUUUCAAGGGUAAAGAACUUCAUUCAAGAAGUACAAAAACUAGUUGAACUUGAGCCAAAAUCAUUGUGUAUCUUAGAACUCUAUAAUGGCAUCCUAAUGAGAUAUGUUACUACCUCUACUGCUUAUCUUGGAAAGGACGAAGAUGGAAUAGACUUCGAUAUUACUUAUUAUCGAAGCAAAGACCCCUUAGCUCCUAAGAUGUUCCAGGACAUACUUGAGGAGAUCGAGCAAAUGGCCAUGUUUAAGUAUGGAGGUAUGCCACAUUGGGGGAAGAAUCGGAACAUAGCCUUUGAAGGCGCGAUUAAGAAGUACAAAGAUGGCGAAAAGUUCUUGGAUGUGAAACAAAGAUAUGAUCCUUUAGGUUUGUUUUCAAAUGAGUGGACAGAUCAAAUUCUGGGAGUGAAAGAAGGGUUGAGUAUUUAUAAAGAAGGGUGUGCACUUGAAGGACUUUGCAUAUGUUCUGAAGAUAUUCAUUGUGCACCUAAUAAGGGGUACUUUUGUAAGGCAGGAAGAGUCUAUAAAGAAGCUAAGGUUUGUAGAAAAGUGAAAUCUAAUGGAGAAAUAUAAGUCGAAGAGAAGUAAGGCCUGAGUUAUUUAAGGAUGAAAAUGUAUGUGUUAUAGAUGAUAUUUUAGCUUUUGUUGGUUGUUUUGACAAUGUUAGUUGGUCUUUUGUUAAACAUUCCAGAAAUAGAGUAGCUCAUCUGUUGGCCCAUUUGGUUGAUGAUAUUCCGGUUGAUGUUAUGUCUUUGGCGAUGAAUGAUAUAAUAUAAUCUCCCUUUGGGGUUCCCUUCAAAAAAAAAAAAAAACGAUAGCUAGAUAUAGUUGUUAAACACAUAACAGCUACUGUUGAUCGAAUUUUGUGUUUGCGAACAUAUUUGAUCAAAUCUUGUAUUGCAAUAUAUUUGAGCUUUCGACAAUUUAUUGUUCA